AUGUUCAUCGCCUUCAAAAAUGCCCGCGCAUCUCUCCCACGGCGUAUCCGCCUUUCGCCCUCCCUAAUCCGCCAUGCCUCCACCAAAAUUACAAACGAACAACUCGAACCCUCAAACGAACUCUCUGAACGACUACGAGAUACAGGACUAUGGCAAUGGACUCGUGUGGUCGGUCGCCCGAAGGCCCCUAUAGGUGAUAAGCACCGUGCCAACAUUGUUAGCCAAAGUCUUUGCGAUGAUAUUGCGAAAUACGUCGGUCCCUCGUUCGAUCGCCAUAAAGGCUGCGAUAUCGUCGAUAUAAAUCCCGGCCCCGGUCUUUGGAGCCGUACCCUUCAUGAUCUCGUCCAACCGCGAAAACACAUCCUCAUGGAACCCGACAUCGAGCUAUACAAACCCUUUUUAGGCGACUUCCUCGAUAAACCCAACGUCGAAGCCGUCCCCAAAGCCGGUAUUCUCUGGAAAGACCUAAACUCCAUCCUCGAAUCCCUCUCCCACCAAACCAUGCGCGAUCCCGCCGCCGAGCCCAAACGCAAUGACACCCUCCUCGUCAACGUCAACCUAUGCUACUGCCCACCAAAGAAGUACCAAAUGUUCGAAUGCGUCAGCACAAUGGUUCUUUACCAACUAAUGUCCAGCAUCCGCACCGCCUCGCUCUUCCAGCAAUACGGUCUCGUGCGCAUGCUCGUCUGGAUCUCCGACGAUGGCAAACGGCGCCUCCUCCCACGAAGUUCCAUCCGUCGGAAACGCGGCGCCUUCGAAGCAGAACUUUCUCUAGAAUGGCUCCAUGAAAUCUGCGGACAUGACAUCGAAGUCGAAGAUCGUUAUGAACUCCGUGAUGAGUGGAUUAACAUGGAGUCAGGCUACAAUUGCCUAAAGCGCAUGAAGAAAGCUGGGUUAACGAUGCCCAAGGGCCGCGAGACAAUUGUGUACAACAACCUCAGCGCCAAUCUACAAUUCGCCAAUAAAAAACUCGCAGGCGUUCAACCACCACGACACAACCGACCAUUCCGCGAAGAACUCGAAGGUUUAGAAACUGCCUUUGCAGAAGACGAGGCCUCAGAAGCAUCCUACCGAUUAAAAAUGCUGCGCUAUCGCGAAAAGUACGACGCAGUAGAUUCGCAGCUCUUUCUCGAACUCCUCCAGCAGCGCGACGCCUUAAUGAAGCUCUGGAAGAAAUCCCCCACUCAAUUCCCCGCCGCCGAAGCAGAAUUCAACGCCCGUCUCGACGGCGUCAAGAAAAACACACGAAAAGAAUGGCUCAUGGUCCGCGACAACUACCACCUCUUCCGUCAAAAAAAACCAGUUCUAUUUUGGGACCGUCGCCCCUUCGAACCCCUCGCCGCGCGCGCCGAUGAAUUCUACCCUCGCAUGCCCUGCGCUCUUCUCGAUCUGCAGCCCAAAGCCAUGAGCAAGUACACACGCCAGCACGGCCCCGCUUCGCGAAACGGUACAAUCUCAGAUACGAUGCUUCGCUACUGGUUCCAGCACAUGCUCGCGCCUGUACAGAGUGCAAUGGACGGCGCCUGGCCUGGAUUCGGCGACUGUGCAGCGGAUAUUGCGUCGCUUCAUGAUCCUGCGCAGGGCGGAUCACCGAUUUCAGGGCAUGGAGCGUUGGUAGCGCGAUGUGUUACUGAGAAGCAAUGGGCGGAUAUUAUCAAGGCGUACUUGGAGUGGCCGUUCGCGCCGGAGUAUACUACGCUUGUGGGUAGAUUGAUGGAUGAUUAUGAGGUUGAUCCACCUCAAGAGGACGAGUCCAAGGGUACCGCCAUGGGCGGCGUUGCAUGA
Messenger RNA from Fusarium redolens, 1785 nucleotides. RefSeq lists its product as uncharacterized. Gene Ontology annotation, biological process: transcription initiation at mitochondrial promoter. Gene Ontology annotation, cellular component: mitochondrial matrix; mitochondrial DNA-directed RNA polymerase complex. NCBI's taxonomy places the organism in Eukaryota, Fungi, Ascomycota, Sordariomycetes, Hypocreales, Nectriaceae. Bases 1 to 1785 code for a protein of 594 amino acids. The record is from RefSeq and is a predicted model, not a curated record. The transcript is spliced from 2 exons. Gene Ontology annotation, molecular function: mitochondrial transcription factor activity.